CGUAUAUAUAAGCCCCAUCCUGCCUAAAGGGCUCGAACCUCUUUCGGGAAGAGGACGAAAAACCCUAGCAUCCAGAUUUCCGCCUUCUAGGGUUUCACCACUUCCAUCCCCAAAUGGCGGAUUCUCCUCGCAGAAGGUCUUCACGGUCCCCAUCUCCGUACAAGCAUCACUCUAGGUCAAGAUCCCGAUCUAGGGGUCGCUCCCAGUCCAGGUCCUUGUCUCCCAUUCCGAGGUCUCGGACGCGAUCACCGUCUGGAAGCCGUGGGAGGAGUGAUGCAAGAAAUCCUGGAAAUACUCUUUAUGUAACAGGCCUUUCUUCUAGGGUUACAGAUAGGGAUCUUGAGGACCACUUCUCCAGAGAGGGAAAGGUGGUUGGAUGCCGUUUAGUUGUUGAACCCCGUACACGCAUCUCUCGAGGUUUUGCAUUCGUGACCAUGGACACAACUGAAGAUGCAGAGCGGUGUGUGAAAUAUCUCAAUCAGUCAGUUCUGGAAGGGCGAUACAUAACUGUGGAGAAGUCAAGGAGGGGACGUCCACGAACACCUACACCUGGACAUUACCUUGGUAUGAAAAGUUCUCGUGACAACAGCUAUCGACAUGACCGUGGAAGAUAUCGUGGAGGCUAUGAUCGUGAUGACUAUGGUGGUGGCUAUCGUAGAUCUCCAAGACGCUCGCCUUAUCGAGGUGGUCGUGACUAUUCCCCUCCCCCUCGGAGAUCACCUUAUGGUGGUAGGUCAAGAAGAGAACGAUCGAGGUCCCUACCUUACUCUCCAUAUGGAAGCCCUGAUAGAGGCUUUGGGCGACGUGCAAAUGGGUACGCCAGGUAAUUUAGGUCCUUGGGUUCUUUAGAUCCGGAUGUCGAGUGAAUGACGUGGAGAUGAUGAUUGGGUCCUUCCAGUUUGUUUUCCUUAAUUAAACCGGAUUGAAUGUAGUUUUAGACUUUCAGACGUCAUGCUACCCUUAGGUUUAUUGUACUGUUCUGGCUAUGUGUGGUUUUCCUUUACCUUUGUUUCAAAUGCUAGACUGUUUGAUGGAUUUAAAAAUAGGUUAACUUUGUGAAGAACGUGAAAAAGUUGUUGAGAGACGAUCAGUUUGCCUUUUGAA
This is a messenger RNA of Phoenix dactylifera (date palm), 1104 nucleotides long. RefSeq lists its product as uncharacterized. NCBI's taxonomy places the organism in Eukaryota, Viridiplantae, Streptophyta, Magnoliopsida, Arecales, Arecaceae. The record is from RefSeq and is a predicted model, not a curated record. Gene Ontology annotation, molecular function: RNA binding.